Messenger RNA from Ostreobium quekettii, 1263 nucleotides. The record is from the annotation of a GenBank genome assembly. Lineage: Eukaryota; Viridiplantae; Chlorophyta; Ulvophyceae; Bryopsidales; Ostreobiaceae.
AUGCAUGGCAGUGUUCCUGCUGAUGUCAGGUCCAACGGACUCUCCCCUCGGCAAGAAGUCAACGAGCUAAUAUCACUCAAAAAUUUUACUUUGAAGCAGCUUGUGGAGGACGUGUGCCCUGCCUUGGGGGAACCCCCCAGACGUGCACACCAGUUGUGGAAGUGGAUGUAUCACGACGGCAUGUGGGCAUCGGAUCUUGAUGCCACAGUAGGACAGCCCGAGGGCUUCAGUCAGGACUUCUGUGACAAGAUGCGAUGCAGAGCCACUGUCGAUGCUGGGAUGGAGAUACAUGGGAUACACAGGAGCGACGAGGGGACGACGAAAAUAGUGUUCAGGAUUGAAAGGGGCCCUUUGGCAGGGAAAAUGGUCGAAACUGUCAUCAUACCCGUGGAGAGGAGGAGUGAGAGGCGACGACAGAGGCGCGUCACCAUUUGUGUUUCGUCACAGGUCGGCUGUGCAAUGAACUGCCAAUUCUGCUACACAGGAAAAAUGGGACUCAUGGGAAACCUGAGCGCAGCUCAAAUCGUCGAACAGGUCGUCGCCGCGAGGCGCCUCGUCGCCAAGGAGUCCGGCACCGUGGACCAGAGCCCCAGCGAGGCGACGAACGUCGUCUUCAUGGGCAUGGGCGAGCCCCUGGACAACCUCCCGGCCGUCUGCACCGCCUGCGACAUCAUGCUGGACCCCGCCGGCCUGCGCCUCUCCCCCAACAAGGUCACCGUCUCCACGGUCGGCCUGGUCCACCAGGUCCGGGCCUUCCUGGCCGCCUCACCCGCCCAGCUGGCUGUCUCCUUGCACGCCACCACCGACGAGGUGCGAAACUGGAUCGCGCCCGUGAACCGCCGCCACGGUCUGGCCGAUCUGAUGGCCGUUCUCGAGGAAGCCUUCCCGGUGGGGAGGACGGCCAGAGGGCGCAGGGUGUUCUUCGAGUACGUAAUGCUGGAUGGCAUCAACGACUCUGACGACGACGCCAGGCGGUUGCUGGCCCUGACGGGACGCGUGGAGUGCUCGAUCAACCUGAUCGAGUUCAAUGCCUACCGGGGGUCGAUCUUCAGGGCGUCGCCCCGAGAGAGGGUGGAGGCGUUCCAGAGGGUGGUGAGCGACGGCGGGGUGCUGUGCACGGUGAGGUUCGGACGGGGGAGGGGGGAGAUGGCGGCGUGCGGGCAGCUGGGCGACGCGGAGGGGGGAGGGAAGGGGGGCAGGCUGCUGCCGCCGCCGGAGCGAUUCGCCCACGCCGUGGUCGGGGACCUGUCGUCGGCCCGUUGA